Molecule: messenger RNA, 645 nt
Organism: Leishmania braziliensis MHOM/BR/75/M2904
Lineage: Eukaryota; Euglenozoa; Kinetoplastea; Trypanosomatida; Trypanosomatidae
Exons: 1
Coding region: 1-645 (214 amino acids)
Source: RefSeq, a predicted model, not a curated record
AUGCCUACCAAAAAGAAAGAGGUGAAGGCAGAGGAGCCGCUCUUCGUGGACGAGGCGGGCCGCUACGUGCAUGAAGUUGAGGGCGCCCGGUAUAAGGGCGGAAUACGGCGCUACGCGUGCCCAGCAGGCGCCGACGCCACUGCCGCGUCACCAGCCAAAAGUAGCCGAUCCAAGUCUGCCUCGUCGCCAGGCAAAGGGGGGGCCACAUCACCACAGUCUACGGUGAGCACGGCAGCGGUCAGUGACGCGCCAGUGUUUCGCCACGGCCGCGGCGUGUAUACGUGUCCGUCCUUCACCUACACAGGCGACUGGGUCGAGGAUGAGAUGCACGGCAGUGGCCAACUCGCUUUCACGGAGUCUGGUAACGUCUACGAAGGCGAAUUUUUCCACGGCUGCUUCUCUGGGCAGGGCACGUACCACUGGCGCAACGGGGCGAUGUACUGCGGUGAAUGGCGGGCAAAUCGUAUGCACGGCGAGGGAGUCUAUACGGAUGCCCAAGGGCAUGUGUGGAAAGGGCGGUACUACAACGGCACUGGGCCGGGGCUCAUUCGCCUGUACCCCACGCUGGAGCGUGUAGAUGGCGCUGGUACAUCGUCUCCUGCGCCGACUGCCAUGAGUGCAGCUACUGCAUCGGCGAUCUCCUGA